AUGGACGACCUCGCCCGCUCCAUGGCCAAGGACAUCCGAGACAUCCAGCCUUUCGAAGGCCAGAUGUUCCUUGCCAUGUUCAUCGAUGCCAACCCCGAGCACGCUGUGUGGGAGUUCACCAACGACGACUAUGAGGAUAUCAAGAACCAGGUCGACCUCAUCUCUAGGGGGUUGGAUCGACCUCGGCUUCCUGGCCGACAGGACAUCGUCACCGCCCUCGCACAAGAGAAGUGCAUCUGCGAGAACGUCAUGUGCUCAGCGUGGCAGAUCCGCAUGUUCGUCAACGCACCUAAGGCGCAUCCAAGCGGAAGGAUAUUCCAGAUGUAA
This is a messenger RNA of Alternaria arbusti, 327 nucleotides long. RefSeq lists its product as uncharacterized. Bases 1 to 327 code for a protein of 108 amino acids. NCBI's taxonomy places the organism in Eukaryota, Fungi, Ascomycota, Dothideomycetes, Pleosporales, Pleosporaceae. The transcript is spliced from 2 exons. The record is from RefSeq and is a predicted model, not a curated record.